Odontomachus brunneus is the source of this 2091-nucleotide messenger RNA. RefSeq names its product peptidyl-prolyl cis-trans isomerase sig-7. Gene Ontology annotation, cellular component: nucleus. The record is from RefSeq and is a predicted model, not a curated record. Gene Ontology annotation, biological process: protein peptidyl-prolyl isomerization. Lineage: Eukaryota; Metazoa; Arthropoda; Insecta; Hymenoptera; Formicidae. Bases 276 to 1637 code for a protein of 453 amino acids. Gene Ontology annotation, molecular function: RNA binding; peptidyl-prolyl cis-trans isomerase activity. The transcript is spliced from 5 exons.
GUCUCUCGCCGCGACAUACGCGUCAUACGUGACUUACGCGCGGUUCGCAUAUUAACUCAUAAGUACGGGAGUUGUAAUUAAAACACAUACAAGUGUACUAUUCAAUAAACCUUUUUUAUAAUUAAGACUACAAGAUCGUGGUUAAAAUCUUUAACUACAUUUUAUCCACCGCCACACACCCUGCCGCGCCCGCAUCACCGAUCUCGAACUCUUUUCGUGUCCUGGCAACACGGGCACGACAAAUUAAACUCCGUCAUUUAAAUUCGGAAAGAAAUAUGGCAGUGGUGAUUGAAACGACAAUAGGAGAUUUUACUGUAGAUCUCUACACCGAGCAACGUCCUCAAACUACACGAAACUUCCUGAAACUAUGCAAGCUCAAGUACUACAACUGGAAUCUCUUUCACUCGGUACAGAGCAACUUUAUCGCCCAAACUGGAGAUCCAACUGGCACUGGAAAAGGUGGAGAAAGUGUAUAUGGAAUUGUGCUGGGUGAGAAGGCUCGUUACUACGAAGCUGAGCAGAUGCCAAAGAUCAAACACAGCAGGAUAGGUCUGCUCUCCAUGGUCAACUGUGGUAACAACAUGUUGGGAUCUCAAUUCUUUAUCACACUGGGUUCAGAACUUCAAUCCUUGGACAAUGAACAUUGUGUGUUUGGUGAGAUAGCGGAAGGGCUCGAAGUCAUUUUGAAAUUGAACGAAACCAUUUGCGAUGGAGAUCACAGACCAUAUCAGGAUAUACGGAUAUCGCACACAGUUAUCUUGGAGGAUCCAUUUGAUGAUCCUGUGGGAUUUAUGAUUCCUGACAGAAGUCCUGAACCUACAAAAGAGGCUCUAAUGAGUGACAGAAUUGGAGCAGACGAAGCCAUUGAUGAUACAACUGGCAUGACCACGGAGGAAAUUAUGGAAAUGCAGAAGGACAAGGAGGCAAAAACGAGAGCUACGAUAUUGGAAAUCGUAGGCGACAUACCGGACGCGGACAUAGCUCCACCAGAGAACGUUUUGUUCGUGUGCAAAUUGAACCCGGUGACUAACGACGACGACCUCGAAAUUAUAUUCAGCCGCUUCGGAAAGAUCAUCGGUUGUGAAGUUAUAAGAGAUCAUCAAACGGGAGACUCCUUACAGUACGCGUUCAUCGAGUUCGCCGAUCGCAAGAGUUGCGAGGAAGCGUAUUUCAAAAUGGACAAUGUUCUAAUCGACGAUCGGAGGAUACAUGUGGAUUUCUCGCAGUCGGUCGCGAAGAUGCGCUGGCGAGGUAAAGGAAAGGGUAUCCGGUAUUUCGACGAGGACAAGAAGAUGAAGAAACAUGAGGAGAACUUACCUCCGUCGAGGAAACGUGAGACGUCUCGCGGACGAGAUCGUGACAACAGCAAAAACAGGGAAGAGAAAAGGAGGAAGGAGCACGACAAGGACAGAGAUCGCGCCUCGAAACACAGGAGUCACAAGCGCAGGAAAGAAGACAAAGACGUGAGAGAUAGAAGAAAGGACGACUCGCGAGACAGAAGAAAAGACGACGCGAGAGACAGGAGAAAGGACAGUGCGAGAGACAGGAGAAAGGAUGAUGUGAAAGAUCGAAGAAAGGACGAUAUAAGAGACAGAAGGAAAAACGAUGCAAGAUCGCACUCUAAGAAAGCAAAUUAAGGAAUACCUUUAUAAGGAAUAUCUUUAUAAUAAAGAGCAUUAAAGUCUAAUGCAAGUUUCUGCCAACGACGAUAUAAGAGACAGAAGGAAAAACGAUGCGAGAUCGCACUCUAAGAAAGCAAAUUAAGGAAUACCUUUAUAAGGAAUAUCUUUAUAAUAAAGAGCAUUAAAGUCUAAUGCAAGUUUCUGCCAACGUCGAUUAAAUCUUAACUAGAGUUUAAGAUUAUGUUUGAAUAGAAUUUAAACUCAAAGGUUUAAUCGUGGCGUUGUUAGAAAGACAUGAGAAAUGUAUCGGGAACAUGAACAGCUUAAUUUAUAGAGCAAUCGCUUGGCAGAUCCUAGCAAUUUCCUGUGUUUCUGAUAUUAAUUUCUCUUUAUAUUUUACACUUGUAUAUAGAUUGCAAACGGGCUUCUUGAAAGAAAUUAAAUUUUUUUGAAAGUUAAGGAAAAUUUA